UACCAGUUCACGAAUGUCCCUUACAGUGUCCCUUAGUUUGGACAUGGUCACGUGAUCAUCACAAACCUCAUUGCCGCGAAAUUACUCGUUUGCGUGUUCACUUGCUAAGGCUAUUGAUCAAUCGUUAUUGCUUAUUUAACUGUUACAUUAGUAAAAUGUUUUGUGAAAAGGCAGUUGAACUUAUUCGAGAACUUCAUCGGAUGGGUGAUGGACAAUUACCAGCUUUUAAUGAGGAUGGCAUCCGACAGGUCCUCGAAGAAAUGAAGGCGUUAUAUGAACAAAACCAAAGUGAUGUAAAUGAGGCGAAAGCUGAGGGCAAAAGUGAACUGAUUCCUACCAUCAAAUUCCGUCACUGUUGCCUGUUGAGGAAUCAACGCUGUGUCGCUGCAUAUCUGUACGAUCGCUUACUUAGGAUACGAGCCCUUAGGUGGGAAUAUGGAAGUGUCCUUCCUACAAAUAUUCGUUUUCACAUGUGCGCAGAAGAGCUGGAAUGGUUCAACCAGUACAAAAAGUCCCUUGCCACCUAUAUGAGAUCAAUUGGUGGAGAAGGUGGGCUGGACAUAACACAGGACAUGAAACCUCCCAAGAGCCUUUAUAUAGAGGUUCGCUGUCUGAAAGACCAUGGUGAGUUUGAAAUAGAUGAUGGCACAGUUAUCCUGCUGAAGAAAAAUAGCCAGCAUUUUCUCCCACGUUGGAAAUGUGAGCAGCUGAUUCGGCAAGGUGUCCUGGAGCAUGUCAUCUCUUGAGGUCACAAUAGAAGAGUGUAUAAGAUAUACAGAAUUACAUGGAAAUAUGUUAAUGUGGGGAAAAAGGUUCUGAAAGCAUGUGUUCAAGGGAAGAGGUUUUACUUGGUAAACAUUUGUACAUUAAUUUAUACAGUGAUGUAGGGCAAUAAUACAUUUACAUCCUACUUAAUAACAAUUACUCUUCAUAGAAUAAUAUCACUGUCUGGGGAAAAAAUAGGAUAAUGUUAACCACCAUCUCAAAUGUUCUUUCCACAAUCUUUUGUGAUUCUACAAGCUUGAAUUGUACAGUAGUGCAUAAAGAUUUCAAAAUGUGCAAGUGUCAAAAUGUAGCACCCGUGUAUCAAAACUAUACAUUAUGAAAUACUGUACUUUUGGUUGCUAUUACAAGUUUAUUAAGAACACUUUCAUAAAUAUCAUUCAUUGUUA
Messenger RNA from Alosa sapidissima (American shad), 1172 nucleotides. RefSeq names its product GINS complex subunit 1 (Psf1 homolog) (gene gins1). Lineage: Eukaryota; Metazoa; Chordata; Actinopteri; Clupeiformes; Clupeidae. Gene Ontology annotation, biological process: DNA strand elongation involved in mitotic DNA replication; DNA replication. Bases 156 to 746 code for a protein of 196 amino acids. The record is from RefSeq and is a predicted model, not a curated record. The transcript is spliced from 7 exons. Gene Ontology annotation, cellular component: GINS complex.